AUGUCCUCCGAUUCCUCAGAGAAAAUGUCGGCGGUGAAAGGCGCCGCUGCGCCAAUCUACUUUGGUCCAUUCCUAGUUACACCACAGGUCACUAAAUACCACCAAUUACCGCAGGUCUUCUACACAACACCCUUAACCUACGCCCUCGUGAACCUGAAACCAAUCUUACCCGGCCAUGUCCUCGUCUCACCCCGCCGCGUCGUCCCCCGCGUCUCAGACCUAACCGCCGCCGAAACAAGCGAUCUAUUCCUAACCGUCCGGCGCGUGGGACGAAUGGUCGAAAGGAUACACGGCGCUUCGGCUCUGAAUAUCGCCGUGCAGGAUGGUCUGAAUGCAGGACAGAGCGUGCCACAUGUGCACUGCCAUAUUAUCCCGCGCAAGGCGGCAGACUUAGAUCACCGCGGUGGCACGGAUGCUAUUUACGAUAUGCUGGAUGGAGAAGAAGGCGAUGUUGGCAAAGUAUUCCGUGAGGCUGGUAAUUCUAGCUCGGAGCGUGCGGAAACCAGGACGAGAUUCCCUGUUGUCGAUGAUAAAGAUCGUAAACCGCGUGGGCCGGAGGAUAUGAAGGCUGAGGCUGAGAUGCUGGCGCGAGAAAUGGAGAAGGAGCCCGUUGGUUGA
Molecule: messenger RNA, 618 nt
Organism: Penicillium cosmopolitanum
Lineage: Eukaryota; Fungi; Ascomycota; Eurotiomycetes; Eurotiales; Aspergillaceae
Product: HIT family protein
Exons: 2
Coding region: 1-618 (205 amino acids)
Molecular function (GO): catalytic activity
Source: RefSeq, a predicted model, not a curated record